AUGACGGAGAGGGGAAAGAGUGCGAAGAGGUUUCUUCAGGAGGGGAGAAGGUCGGGGGAGGCGAAGCGCGCCAAGGGGGAUGACCGGCUUAGCGGUGAGGAGGAUGAUCAGCUUAGUGACAGGGUUGAGAAGUCUGACGAGAUAGGAGCCACCCCGACGGAAGCCCACCAAACAGAUGAAACGAGGACGAGCCCCGAGAAGGCACAAGCUGUACUCAAUGAAGACAUAAAGAAGUGCAUAGAGAAAAGAAUACCAAACGUUAGCAGAAACUUAGAAGUGGACCUCUGUGUAGCCAUUCCCUCUUCCAUUAUAAACAACAGAAGCGACGUAAUAAAGUCCUAUUUGACAAGCUACUUGGCCAGAAUAUUCACCGUCUUUUCCGUCUCGAAGGUGUACAUAUAUGACGACCAAAUGGCGAACGAACGAUUCGAGCGCUAUGAGCGGCGUGAUCAGCGUGAGAAGCAGUUGAGCAGUGGAAACUCCCCCCAGGGUACUGCCCAUCCACAGAAGACGCACGAAGGGGAAAAAAACUACCACAGCGAUAGCGUUGGCAGUAAGCAGCAAGGAAAGAGACAAAGCAGUCAUUCGUCUUCACAGGAAGGAGAAAAAACAACCCCAGAAUAUUCCUACCUGUGUCAUUACCUACAUUACAACCUACAAUAUUUGGAGACACCCCAAUAUUUGAGGAAGCAUCUUUUCCCUAUAACCCACUUUUUAAAGCACUCAGGAAUAAUGAAUCCUGUGGAUGCUCCCCAUCACUUGAGAAGCGAUGAAUGGCUUCCAUUUCGCGAAGGGGUCGUAAUAAAGAAGAAGUCAAAUGGGGUCAUAGUAGACGUUGGCUUGUUUGCUCAUGCACAUAUAGAAAAUGUUAACCACGUGGAUAUUGGGACGAGAGUUACCGUCCUGUUUCAUCCCAACUCGCUUCUCCUAUUCCAGAAGAGAAAUGCAAAUGUUUUAUUUUCAGGAAAAUUAAUCAAUCCAAGUACUCCAAAGCUGUACAAUUUGUAUUGGGGCUACUCCGUCGAGCUCCUAAAACGGCUGACCGAUGUUUUUGACCUCGACGUAGACUACAUCGUGGGCACCUCCGAGCGGGGGCACUUCAUCGGCGACGCGGCGGACGCGGUCAGAGGAGUCAGCUGCAUCCUCAUUGUGUUCGGAAACAAGCAGGGGCUGGAAGACCUGCUUAUCAAGGAGCGCGAAGAGCGGAAACAAAAAAGCUACGCCGUGGAGAAGAGGAGCAAAGUUUUGAGCAAAAUGUUGAAGAAAUUCCACCUAUUCGACAAUACGAACGGAGGAGGCCAUAGCGAUAACGCUGUCGCUGUUUCAUAA
Plasmodium inui San Antonio 1 is the source of this 1329-nucleotide messenger RNA. RefSeq lists its product as hypothetical. Lineage: Eukaryota; Apicomplexa; Aconoidasida; Haemosporida; Plasmodiidae. The record is from RefSeq and is a predicted model, not a curated record. Bases 1 to 1329 code for a protein of 442 amino acids. The transcript has 3 exons.